AUGGGGGCUCACGGCCUUUUAGGAAACGAGCCCGAGUCUAUCGACUACACCGUUCACGAAGCUUGGAAUGAGGCGACCAAUGUUUACCUGCUGGUUAUCCUGGUUAGCUUCGGCCUGCUUAUGUACGCCAGGAAAAAUAAGCGGAAGAUCAUGCGGAUCUUCUCCCUGCCUCCUACCGUUGGGAGCAGCCCGGAGCCAAACUUCUACGACAGCCUGCAGAAAGUCCGCCUGAGACAACAGCUGGAAAUGUACUCUCUAGCUAGGAAAUAUGAUCAGCAACAGCAUCAGAGCCAAGCAGACAGUGUCCAGCUUUCCAUGGAAUGA
Nerophis lumbriciformis (worm pipefish) is the source of this 324-nucleotide messenger RNA. The record is from RefSeq and is a predicted model, not a curated record. Lineage: Eukaryota; Metazoa; Chordata; Actinopteri; Syngnathiformes; Syngnathidae.